UUUUGGAUCGAACUGCAGAUUUCGGCACGUUACAGCUGGCCGGGAUGUGGGAGCACCUGGCCUUUCUUCUGGAGGGAGGCCAAAACCCUGCAUGAAAUUCUUCAGGUCUGGCAUUGCUAUCAAGGCAGCAGUUUCACUCUCACAUCAGCUUUCGAUGACAUGGAAGUGAAAAAUUGCUGCAGCCGAGUCCUCAGUACUUCAGGAUGCCCAUUUGGUGAAUCUUGCCACUUCCUACACUAUGUACCCGGGGGCCUCAGUUCAUUGGGUCUGUCUCCUGUAGUCUCCCUCCCAGCUACUUCAGCUACUGCUGCCCAAAGGAAACAGCUCGGGCCCAUUGGGAACCCAAGUGCUGCAGUUGGUGGCUUCAAAACGAGGCUAUGCAACAGGUACAACACUCCUGAGGGCUGCCGGUUUGGUGACAAAUGUCAUUUUGCACAUGGGGAGAGUGAUCUGCGGUCACCAAACAAUCAAUCUCGAGGGAACAUCCGACGAGGUCCAGUUGAAGGACCAAGAGGAACAGGACCUCCUGGAUUCAAUGAUGGCAGCUCUAGCUUCUCAAACUCGGACACAUUUGGAAACUCGGACUUCAAUUCUCAAGGCUAUGGUGAGCAGAACCCAACUGGUGUUGCAGUUAAUGAUGGUUCUGCAAACUAUGCAGCUGGUCCGGUUGGUGAAAAUGUACAGGUGUAUUAGUGGGGGUAACUAGGUAGGCACUAUGGUUGGUUUUUAUCGACCAAACGUGCAUGUGGUGGUUAUUAAUUGGCAGAUUGAUAAAUGACUAGAACUUUGGUUGGUGAAGUAUCAGUCUGCUGGAUCAUAGCUGCCAUCUCAGUUUUAUAAGAACCUGUUAUAUUUUUGUAGUAGUUUGAGACUGGCCUUUGCAUUCAUUCAGAAACUUGGUCUGAUCACUCCCAUGGAGGAAUGAGGUAGCUGUGGCAGCUGCAAUGCCUGUGAGUUGUAUUUCUUACAAAUUACUGGGACACGUGAUGGGAGAAAUUAGUUGUAGCAUUUCUUAUAGGUCCUAUAAUAUUGAAAGGGCAGUGAUUGGUGUCACAAUUGUUUAUGAUGUUUUCUGAAUGCACAAGACAGAUUGGAGCCA
Messenger RNA from Macadamia integrifolia, 1099 nucleotides. RefSeq names its product zinc finger CCCH domain-containing protein 44-like. NCBI's taxonomy places the organism in Eukaryota, Viridiplantae, Streptophyta, Magnoliopsida, Proteales, Proteaceae. The transcript is spliced from 4 exons. The coding region runs from base 160 to 693 and encodes 177 amino acids. Gene Ontology annotation, molecular function: mRNA binding; metal ion binding. The record is from RefSeq and is a predicted model, not a curated record.